AUGUUCCGCAUGUUGGCUAAUGCGAGGUACGGUUCCUCAUUUGAUUGGCCUAAAAAGGGCAAUGAAGUUGAAUACAUGAAUAUCGAGCGGCCGAUUGUGGCCACUCGAGUGGAUGCCGUCGACUCGAUGCCUAAGAUUCACGAGAAAAUCCUCAGGAAUUCUGAAUAUACGGCAAACUUUGAGCCGUUUUCCGCGUACGUCUAUAUUAUGGGCAAUGGAUUUAAAAAACCCAAGAAUUUGGAUGCACUGAAAGACCCGAAAGCCAUGAACUGGUACUCGGAAUGCGAGGCCAGGUCCAGACAGGCUAACCAUUAUAAGACCCGAUCGGAAAAAGGUCACCCGCUGUACAGCGAAGAUCUGACCGAAAUCUACGCACAGAGCCCGCAGUGGAACCACAGGCACGUGGACCAGGAGCUACAGGCGCUGUCAUUGGCCACCACUCUCAAGCUUAUUGACGAGAAAAAGCAGGAGAGAGAGUUCAGUCUAACACCUCGAUCAGGUUCAGCCGGACACAAUUGGCUUAAAAACUUUUCC
Messenger RNA from Oppiella nova, 534 nucleotides. The record is from the annotation of a GenBank genome assembly. NCBI's taxonomy places the organism in Eukaryota, Metazoa, Arthropoda, Arachnida, Sarcoptiformes, Oppiidae.